Messenger RNA from Mytilinidion resinicola, 800 nucleotides. RefSeq lists its product as uncharacterized. The coding region runs from base 98 to 457 and encodes 119 amino acids. The transcript is spliced from 2 exons. NCBI's taxonomy places the organism in Eukaryota, Fungi, Ascomycota, Dothideomycetes, Mytilinidiales, Mytilinidiaceae. The record is from RefSeq and is a predicted model, not a curated record.
CUCAUACACUCACACCUACUACAUCAGUAUACCACCAUUGUAUAUCUCAAAUAAACUAGCACAACUUCAGCAACUCGACCAUAUCAUAUCAGCCAAAAUGUCCUCCAAAGAAAACCAAACCCAGCCCGAGCCUCAAGAAGAGGAGGAGCAGAAGGGGUCUGGAGGCUUCCUUGCCCCCCUGCUCGAUCCCGUUGGCAAAGGUCUUGAAACCGGGCUCAAACCCAUCGGCGUACCGUUAGGCUAUGUGACCAAGCCGCUCGGCGACGCUGUAGGCGGCAUCACCAAGCCCGCCCUAGGCCCGCUGGCAGGGUCUCACGACGAGAAGGCCGAGCCCCUGGGCGGCGGCAACAAGGACAGUUAUGAGAGUAAAAAGGAGAGCAUUGGCGGCAAGUUGCAGGAUGGCGAGAACCCGCUGGGUUUGGAUCAGACUGGGAGGUGGGGGUUCGCGGAUGAGUAGAUGGGCGAUCACUUAACGUUCAUCUUGACUAAGUUGGAGUUUGGCUUUCUGUAUCAAUAACUUAUGGUGCGUUUAAAUGUGUGGUGAAAAUCCUGGGGCCACAACAAUGAUGAGCUCUACAUUUUAUCAAACACAUUCGUUCCCGACCAUCCCUCAACUGGAUUCCCAUGCGUGCGGCCCAGCAACCCUUCCAUCUCUUCAUCCUCCAUAUCCUCUCGUAAGCUCUCGAGUAGCACGCUUGCCUCUGCCUCUGCGCCGUGCAUGAGAUCGAAGCUUUCCUCGCUUUCGCUCCUCCCGCUACUACUCAUGUCGAUGCCGCCAUCCCACCAACGGGCUUGUUCGC